AUGGCCUCUGAGCUGCGCCGCCGGGUUGUCACAAGGGGAAGGGCAGAUCAUAGUGCCUCCGAGUUUCCAGAGCCCGUCACGUUGAGUCGUGAUGAGAGCCCAAUCAAGCCCGGAGACAAAUUAAAAGUCGUCCACCCGAAGCGCAAGAGAAAACUCGGUGCCAUCUUCCUGCUCGGCAGUGUGUUUGGUAUCAUAGCGGCUGGCUUCUUCGCAAAGACCAACGACCUGAUAGACUUCCCAGAGAUAGGCGACUUGACUGUGGACAGUCUGCUAGACGCCUUGCCGGCGGGUCUGGUCAAAGAUGUCCGCGAUCUGGUGAAAGGAGAGCGCGACUUCAUCGACUCUUAUGAUGCCUUCUCUGUCGGUCUCAAGGCCCGGUCUGAAGGCCUCGAGGCCCACCACCCAAUCAUCAUGAUACCUGGCGUCAUCUCAACAGGUCUCGAGUCCUGGGGCACGAUGAACAUCUCCAGACCGUACUUUCGGAAACGACUUUGGGGGUCAUGGAGUAUGAUGAGGGCCUUGGUCAUGGAGAAAGAGGUGUGGAAGCAACAUAUCAUGCUAGACAAGAGGACGGGUCUCGAUCCGCCCGGUAUCAAGCUGCGCGCGGCUCAGGGCUUUGAUGCCACCGACUUCUUCAUCACCGGCUAUUGGAUAUGGAGCAAGAUAUACGAGAACCUCGCGCCUCUGGGGUACGACCCGACAAACUCGUUCACAGCCUCUUAUGACUGGCGGCUCUCCUACCAGAACCUGGAGAAGAGGGAUCAGUACUUCACCCGUCUGAAACUACAUAUCGAAUCUGCGGUGUUGGGGUGGAACCAAAAGGUGGUCCUCAUCUCGCACAGCAUGGGCAGCCAGGUUCUCUUCUACUUCUUCCAUUGGGUGGCAUCUCAAGAAGGCGGCCGGGGCGGCGACUCCUGGGUAGAAGACCACGUCGACUCGUGGAUCAACAUCAGUGGAUGCAUGCUUGGCGCGGUAAAGGGCAUACCUGCUGUGCUAUCAGGGGAGAUGAAGGACACCGCCCAGCUCAACGCCUUCGCCGUAUACGGCUUGGAAAAAUUCCUCUCCAAGGAGGAGAGGGCCGACAUCUUCCGCGCCAUGCCGGGAAUCUCAUCCAUGCUUCCCAUUGGCGGCGACGCAGUCUGGGGCAACCUCUCCUGGGCACCCGAUGACCAGCCGGGUCAAAUCAGCUCGUAUGGCUCCUUUCUGAAUUUCCGUCGGGGUGUUAACUGGACGGUCCCGGAAAAGAAUAUGACAGUGAGCAACGCAAUGGACUUCCUUCUCAACACCACCGAGGACUGGUAUCAGGCACAGAUCCGCGGCUCAUUCUCUCACGGGAUAGCCCGCACCACGGCCGAGGUCGAGGCGAAUGAGAAGGAUUUCCGCAAGUGGAUCAACCCCCUUGAAACCCGCCUGCCGCUGGCGCCCAGCCUCAAGGUUUACUGCUUCUAUGGCGUCGGCAAGUCCACCGAGCGCGGAUACUACUACCGCACCCCCGACAUCUCCUCCACGCUAAACAUCACCAUUGACACGGGCUUGAUUCACGGGGUUGUCGAUCACGGUGUCAUUAUGGGUGAGGGCGACGGGACGGUGAACCUGCUGAGCUCAGGAUACAUGUGUAAUCGUGGAUGGCAGAUGAAGCGAUAUAACCCGGCCGGCGUCAAGGUCACAGUCGUCGAGAUGCCGCACGAGCCUGAAAGGUUCAAUCCGCGUGGCGGACCGCAUAGCGCGGACCACGUGGAUAUUCUGGGGAGGGCGACGCUGAACGAGCUGAUCCUGAGGGUGGCGGCGGGCAGAGGUGAGACGAUUAAUAGUCACGUCGUGAGUAAUAUCUCUCAGUAUGCAGAUCGGGUGCAAGUGUUCGAAGAGGAUUAA
Messenger RNA from Cryphonectria parasitica EP155, 1872 nucleotides. Its product is annotated as LACT-domain-containing protein. The transcript is spliced from 2 exons. NCBI's taxonomy places the organism in Eukaryota, Fungi, Ascomycota, Sordariomycetes, Diaporthales, Cryphonectriaceae. Gene Ontology annotation, biological process: lipid storage; triglyceride biosynthetic process. Gene Ontology annotation, cellular component: perinuclear endoplasmic reticulum; cytoplasm. Bases 1 to 1872 code for a protein of 623 amino acids. Gene Ontology annotation, molecular function: phospholipid:diacylglycerol acyltransferase activity. The record is from RefSeq and is a predicted model, not a curated record.